AAAAAUUGAAGGUUAUUAAAUUUAUUUUAAACAAGUUUUGUUAUUUUAUAAAAUGAUGUUCAAUCAUUAUUAUCAUUGUUAUUGUGUCCAAAUAAAAUGUCAUUAAAUGAUUUAGACAUAUCCGAAUUUUUAAACAACUACAAAACCAAACUAAAAGAAGAAAAAGAACGUCUUGAAUCACACUUCCAGUCGAAAGAUAAUAAUACAACUUCCGAAGUGCAAAAUGGAGCUGAGGAGGCUGUGAAUAAUAUAAGAAAAACUUCCAACAUUAACCCUGAAAAAUCAACAGUCGCUUUCAAUCAACAAAUCAAUCAUCCAACACAGAAGCCAACAAAAGCAUCAUCGAGUAAUAGUGAAAAUAUUUCUAUGUUACGAAAAGAAACAAGUAAGGACAAUAAAGAGAAUGAUUUAAAGGAAGAUCAAGCGUUUUUUGGAUUUGGUGAAUAUGAAAAACGACGACAAAAAUUCUUAGAAGAAAGGCGUUUGGAUUAUAAAGAAUAUUUAGAAAAGCAAAAACAAAACUAUUUACAUAAACCAAAAAAGAAUCGGUCUAAAAAAGAAACACAAUUUAAUGUAGAGGAUGUUUUCGAUAAACUUAACUCAACGGAUGUUAAUUUAAAUUCUAAUAUAAAUCGUCUUCAAGAAUCAAAAAGUGUUCAAACCGAUAUUCCAAAUGUUGAGCUACCAAAAUCUGAUGUUCCGCCUAGUAAUAUUUUUGAUAUAAAUAAUAGUGUAUCUGACGAAAAUAGUGUAAAGAGUAGUGAUAACGAAUAUUUUGAUAUGAAUGCUACCCGUCCGAAUCAAUUGGCUGUUAAAAUUGAUAAAGUACAAAUUGGUACACAAAAUAUUAUAGUACCUGGUUACCGUAGUUCUUCGAUCGAUUCAAGUAAUGGAUUUGCACGAGACACCAGUCCUAAAGCACGUUAUCUUGCCGAUUUAAAACACACAUAUUUUCCAAGUUUUACGAAAACCAAUGAAAACCCAGCUGAUAAUGAAGAUUAUCUAGAAAAAAAAUUAAAAUGGGAAAAGGCACGCCAGCAUGAAAAAUAUCAUGAAGACUUACGAAAACAAAUCGAAGAAAAGCAAAGAAUUGCGUUAGAAAUUGCUGAGCGAGAAAGGUGUCAAGAAGCUGCACUCACAAGGCGUGUAGAAAAGCAAUUACAGCAACUUAGAAUGGAACAUGAAGAUGAAAAAGCUAAGCAAGCUUUUGAAGAAAACUAUCAGCGAUAUACUGAAAAUAAAUGGAAUGCAACAAAAAAUUCACAAAAACGAGAUAUUUAUAAUUUUAACAAUGUUCCCUACGAUCAAAACGUGAAUGGAUUCUAUCAGCCACACAAAACAAAAUCAGAAAAUUCGUUAAUAAAUAAAUCGAACAAUAAUAAAGUUCCGUACUCAUUUAAUAUACCUGAAACAUCCAUUUUUUCAACGGCAUCAACUAGUAAAUUGAAUAAAGAAAAUCGCUAUUUUGAGGAAAUGAAAAGAUUCGAAAAUUAUUCUCAAGAAGUAAAUAGAAAUAGUAGAAGAAAUGAUACAAAACAAAAAACGAUUCUGGAUGAUUCAUUCCCGGUACCUAUUUUACGAGCGCAAUCGCCACCUAAUAAUAAUUCAAAAUAUACGAAUAUCAAAGAAACAAAUACACCAAACAGUCCAGCAAUGCAGCAAGUUGAAGCUAAAUGGAUGGUACCAGCUGUCCAAAAGAAUAUUGUUAAAAGAUCCAAUCUACCAUCAAUUGGGGAAAGUAAAAAUGUAUUAACACAAUUGGGAGCCAUUCGAUUGCAACUACAACAGGAGCAGUUACGAUUAAAUCAAACUCUAAAGAAUAAACAAACAAAAAAUACAAAAUAAACGUAAUGUCAUACCAAAAGAUAUCUUAUGAACAAACAAAAAAAUCAGUAUAAAACAUCUGCUAGUGAAUUUGGGCGAAUCUAUUCUUUUUUUUAUACGAAAAAUUUUAUUUUUGUGAUGCAUUCAAAGAUAAUUUUGAAAUUAAAUAUCAAAGGAUUUCUUUGCACAGUUUGUACAUAAAAAAAAAAAUGUUAUGUAAAAGAUUAAAAGUGCCUGACUAGAAAAUAUAUCGGGUGUCACAAAAGUAAUAGAACGGUCCAACUGUUCAAGAACUUUUAAUUACUUCCAAGGUCUACGUCAAAGUAAUUAGUUUCCAUUCAUAUAAUUUGUAGGACCUUCCGUAGUCAUUUCAAGGUCACACUAUUACGCUCUCUAAAUAAAUUUUUAAACUCUUGAAAAUUUUGUUUGAAACAUUUUUCAAAAAAAUGCUUUUAUGGAAAUUUUGUGAACCGUUUCGUUACUUUUGUGACAUAUUGUACCUCUAUACACAAACAGAGCUUUAAUAAUUCGAAUUAUCAUUCUAUCAUCAUGGUGCUAUCAAUUAUUAGUAAAUCUUAUUAGUCGAAGCUCUAUUACAAACAAUGAACAAAAACGAUAAUAGU
Messenger RNA from Chrysoperla carnea, 2447 nucleotides. RefSeq lists its product as uncharacterized. The record is from RefSeq and is a predicted model, not a curated record. NCBI's taxonomy places the organism in Eukaryota, Metazoa, Arthropoda, Insecta, Neuroptera, Chrysopidae. Bases 97 to 1845 code for a protein of 582 amino acids. The transcript has 9 exons.